AUGAAAAUUGCCAGACACAAGGAGCUUUUGGAGGUGCAGAACAAGCUACACUCAGACCCCACUAAUAUUACCCUCAUUUCAAAAGAAAAAAGCUCUACUGAGACUUAUAGAAUGGCUAAUGACAACUUCCUUUCUUUCCUACACCAGACAGCCAAGGUUCAUUGGCUGGAGAAAGGGGAUGAAAACUCUAAAUUGUUUCAUCAAAGCAUCAAACAGAGAAGGAAGCACAAUGCUAUCCACUCUAUCCAGAAUGCUAAUGGUGCAUGGGUUACCACUCCAGAUAAGGUUCAGGAUGCUUUCCUUUAUUUCUACAAUUCUCUUUUCUGCUCUCAAAUGACUAACAGAACCAGUAUUGAUCCUAUCAUCAUGGAUAGCGGGGCCAGGUUAACUGAUGAGCAUAGAACUUUGCUACACUAUGACUUUAGUGUGGAUGAUGUCAAAAGAGUGCUGGAUGCUAUUCCUAGUAACAAAGCUCUUGAACUGGAUGGUUAUAAUAGCCAUUUUUUCAAAGCUGCUUGGGAUACUAUCAAGCAUGAUGUUCAUGCUGCAGUUGCUGAAUUCUUCAGAACAGGCAAGAUGUUAAAGGAAAUAAAUGUAACUUCUAUCACACUGGUGCCAAAGGUGAGUGUACCUGCCACAGUAGGGGAUUUCAGACCUAUUGCCUGUUGUUCUGUGUUGUACAAAUGCAUUUCUAAGUUAUUGUGUGAAAGGUUAGGAGCUGUGUUGCCUGAUAUCAUUUCCCAGAAUCAGAGAGCUUUUGUGGCUGGGAGGUCCAUUCUCCAUAAUGUACUCAUCUGCCAUGACAUUAUUAAGAUGUACAUAAAAAGUCAAGUGCAACCCAAUUGCUUUUUGAAGCUUGAUCUCCAAAAAGCUUAUGACACAGUGGAAUGA
Messenger RNA from Spinacia oleracea (spinach), 891 nucleotides. RefSeq lists its product as uncharacterized. The coding region runs from base 1 to 891 and encodes 296 amino acids. The transcript has a single exon. Lineage: Eukaryota; Viridiplantae; Streptophyta; Magnoliopsida; Caryophyllales; Amaranthaceae. The record is from RefSeq and is a predicted model, not a curated record.